Molecule: messenger RNA, 510 nt
Organism: Sciurus carolinensis (gray squirrel)
Lineage: Eukaryota; Metazoa; Chordata; Mammalia; Rodentia; Sciuridae
Product: myosin regulatory light chain 12B-like
Exons: 1
Coding region: 70-510 (146 amino acids)
Cellular component (GO): myofibril; cytoplasm; stress fiber
Molecular function (GO): calcium ion binding
Source: RefSeq, a predicted model, not a curated record
ACCACCACCAUAUUGAGUAAAAGGGCAAAGACCAAGACCACCUAGAAAUGCCCUCAGUGUGCAACAUCCAUGUUUGACCAAUCACAGAUUCAGGAAUCCAAAGAGGGCUUCAGUGUGACUGACCAGAACAGGGAUGGCUUCAUUGACAAGGAAGAUUUGCAUGACAUGCUUGCCUCAUUGGGGAAAAAUCCAACUGAUGCACACCUGGGUGCCCAGAUGAAUAAGGCCCCAGGACUGAUCAAUUUCACCAUGUUCCUCACCAUGUUUGGUGAGAAGUUAAAUGAUCCCGAAGAUGUCAUCAGGAAUGCUUUUGUUUGCUUUGAUGAAGGAGCUACUGGCACCAUUCAGGAGGAUUACCCAAGAGAGCUGCUGACCACCAUGGGCAAUCGGUUUAUAGACGAGGAAGUGGCUGAGCUGUACAGAGAAGCCCCUAUUGAUAAAAAGGGGAAUUUCAAUUACAUUGAGUUCACAUGCAUCCUUAAACAUGGAGCAAAAGACAACCGUGACUGA